Molecule: messenger RNA, 3690 nt
Organism: Fusarium mangiferae
Lineage: Eukaryota; Fungi; Ascomycota; Sordariomycetes; Hypocreales; Nectriaceae
Exons: 4
Coding region: 1-3690 (1229 amino acids)
Molecular function (GO): ADP binding
Source: RefSeq, a predicted model, not a curated record
AUGGGGUCCGAGAACCGUUCAGUAGCCCGCUACGAGACAACAGCAGUAUACACUCAUCCAGAGGCCAAAGUUGACAUUGUUCUUGUCCAUGGGCUCAAUGGAUCGCCCGACAAGACAUGGACGGCCAAGAAUGGAACUUUCUGGCCUCUGGACCUACUACCAGUCUCACUCAGAGGCGCACAGGCUAACAUCCUGGUCUACGGCUACAAUGCAGACGUCUAUUCCAAAAAGAACAAUCAAACAGCCAGCGACAGCUUCAUUCACCAGCAUGCGCAGAAUCUCAUAACAAAUCUGACCCUCCAUCGCCAAAGCGAAGGCACAUUCAAGAACCCCAUCAUUUGGGUAUGCCAUAGCUUGGGGGGUAUCCUCGUCAAACGAGCUCUCCUCUACUCAUCUGAUGUUCGCGAACCUCACCUUGAGCAUUUCCGAUCCAUUUUCGUUUCGACCUUCGGCCUGGUCUUCUUGGGAACACCCCAUGUUGGCUCAAAUGCAGCUACUUGGGGUCUCAUUCUUCAAGCCAUGUCCGAUGCAGUCAUACCCAAGAGGUUUUUCGACUCUGAGUCGGUGCUUUUGAAGACUCUUAAGAAAGACAACGAAACCUUGGCGAACAUCAACAGUCACUUUUUGGACAUAUAUCAGCGCUUUGAGAUUCAUAUGGUUCGCGAGAAUCAGAAAACCGAUAUCAAGGGCCACAAAAUUUUUAUUGUUGAUGCCAACUCAGCUGGACCUCAGUUGCCUGGUGUCACUUACUACGGGAUAGAGGCAUCGCACUCCAACAUGUGCAAGUUCGAUGGCACCAACUCCCCGGGCUUUCGUAACAUUGCUAUCACUAUACAGCAGUGGAUUCAAAGGGCCCCAUCUGCUACCCAAGAACGAUGGCUUGCCGAAGAAGACGAGAGACGAGCCCGUGCCAUGACAAGAGCAAAUGAGAUUAUGUCGCCUUACACAAGUCAGACUCAGACACCUGUGCUGAGUCAAGAUAUAUCAUCGUUCAGAGGGAAGAAGCCAGUCCUGGAAGGAUCAUCUUUGGCGCUCCUCAAUAGAGAUGAAUCAAUCUUUGUUCACCCAGAACGCUUCCGCCCCAACUCGCUCUUUAGAGGUCGACAGCAAGAGCUGGAGGAUCUUCAUGCCAUGCUCAUGGACCGGCAGCGCAGAGACCAAGGUACUUCUGCUGUUCUCAUAUGGUCAGUUCCCGGGGGAGGAAAGACGCAUCUCGCCAGGGAAUAUGCUUUCAAGCAUCGUCAUGACUACUCGUGCGGCGUCUUCUGGGUACGCACAAAGACUCCUGAAGAUCUCGAAGAUGGAUUCUUGAGGAUUGCCAAGCAUGCCAUGUCUCGGGCAGAAAUCGGUAUACAGGACGAGACAACCCUCCAGAAUCCGAGCAAGGUGAUCCCUUUGGUUCGAAACUGGCUUGAUCGAUCGGAGAACUGGCUCCUCAUACUAGAUGGAGCUCUAUGUGACACCCCGAAUCUGAAGAAUUGUAUACCCGAUGCGAGAAACUCAAGCCUGAUCCUAACGUCUACCGACACAUCCAUCGCAGGAGACCAUCACUUUGAUAAUCCCCAGAAACUCGAACUCGGACCACUGGCUGACAAUGAUGCGCGUACGUUGCUGCUUGAGGAUAUGGACAAGAAGAAACCCUGGACUCAGGACGAUCUCGACCGCGCUCUGGAAGUAGUUCGGUUGGUUGAAGGCCUGCCACUAGCCAUCCAUACCGCAGCUGGUCAGAUGAAAGCUACCAAAGAGCCACUGGCAAAGUACAUUCGAUCUUACAAGAAGCGGCCCCGUACCGGCGGGUUGGGGGCUUACAAAGCUGUGCGAGAAAAGCUCAAGGAACGAGGGGAGACAGCGGCGCUUAACCUCAUGUAUCUACUCGCAUUCUGGGGAGGACGGGUGCCGGUCGAGAUGCUGUCACUUGCACUUGAUAAGCGCACUCCUGUGCGUACCCAUGACUCGAUGGGUAAGCGGAGUCUCAACAAGACAUUCACCGUUCUCAUAGCGUUUGCUCUCAUCGAGCGUGACGAAAUAGAAGAUGUCCCAUCGGUGAGCACGCCCGGCGAAACGAUCCCUAGUUCAAGACCAAUGGAGCCUCUCGACGUGCUCAAGAUCCACGGUAUCGUGCAAAGCUUCUUUCUUGAGGCCUUAAAGAAAGACGGGCAGUACAACUUUUGGCUUGAACGUGCUGCCGCUGUUUUCCUCGAGUCUUUCGACCGGGGAGAUAGCCGUGCCAAGAACAACAAGGAGAUGGGCAUUCCAGAUGACUAUCGAAGGUUCGCCACCCAGUGCCGAAGGAUUUUGAAGCAUCUUGAAGAGGUCGAUAGGCCGAGUCUAGAACUCAUGUCCGUUGAGCAAGCCUUGCAAGGCCGGUUCGAGGAUAUGCAGGUCAAGAUUCGCACCUUGGCACGCUCAAUGACCACAGACUCUGAAGGGAGAUGGGUUCGGGGACCUUAUGUGUCUGUAUUUGAGAAAAGCAACAGUGCUUCUCUGUCAAGCUCAUUUACCACUCCGGAUGACGACAACAUCGAGGAAGACAAGCAAGCCCCUUGGGACUUGCGCACUAGUUUCCCUUCUCUGGAAGCAGACAACGAUGCCCCAUACCCUUACGAUAGUACAAUGCCCGUACCGGUGUUCUAUGAGGAUGACGAUACUCUUAUGGGGAGCGUGGUCUCUCAGCAACGGCCCGCAGAAAGGCGUUCAAGUGGCAACAGCCCAAGGGUGUCUGAGCGUGACCUGAAUGAGAGUUGGACUUUGAUCAAGGAACCAAGUGUCCCUCGAUCGAGGCCACUCUUUGAGCCUGCUGAGCGCGUCAUAAGGCCGACAGUCAGAGGCCAGAGCGUGGGGGCUAUUCCUCGACCAGACUCUCACCCUCGAGAGAUAAAUCGUGAGCGUGCUGAAGAAAACCCGUUCAUGGGUUCAGGAGAUGGCACGAUCCCAACUAUGGAGAUUGCCAACGCAGACUGGCUCACCCAUGAUCGCAUAACAGACCGCCCACGCGCAAGUCAUUCGGAUACAUCUCUCGAUGCAGAUAUUGACCACUGGGCACUGGGCCUGCCUAUCACUAGUCACUCAGUGAGCAGCCUCAGACCUAUAUCUCAUCAUCAGCAACCAGCAUCUAGUCAUCGUCGUACUCUGUCUACUGGAGAGGUUUUGUCAUCGUCGUUGCCAAAUAGCCUUGCAAGCAGCACCCUUCGGCCGCCCUCGUCAGGACCUGAAAGUCAGUCUUCUCAGCCCAUGUCACGAAACUCUUCCUCCAGAUCAGAUCAACCUGUCUCGGUUAACCCUGCUGUUCCCAGGUGGGCACGACGUGUACCAUCGGCCACAGCCACAGAGCCCUCGCCACGACAUAUCACAAAUAGUCCUGACAAUACCUCUUCGGGGUAUCAAUCAUGGCAGAUGAGGCAAUCAGGGCCCUGGAAUGCUGAAGGGGCUUCUAGGAGGGAAAUCACCUCGAGCCCUAGACCAGAGGUGGAGGCGGAUGGCGCGGACAUGGUGAGAUCAGGUUCCGGAGGGAUUCAGUUCCACGGUCGCAUUAUUGAAUUUGGAAGAUUACAGCCAGCAAAUGCGCAACCAGUCUAUCCAUUAGAAAUCAGCGAGUCGACUCACGCUCUGGAGAGCCAGGCUACCACCCGAAGAAGACGGAACACAAAUAGCCAACCUCCUGGUUAUCCCCGACCAGAUACAUCACGAUAA